Molecule: messenger RNA, 957 nt
Organism: Mercurialis annua (annual mercury)
Lineage: Eukaryota; Viridiplantae; Streptophyta; Magnoliopsida; Malpighiales; Euphorbiaceae
Product: expansin-like B1
Exons: 5
Coding region: 47-808 (253 amino acids)
Cellular component (GO): extracellular region
Source: RefSeq, a predicted model, not a curated record
AUUUCAUGCACCACCAACUCAUAUUCUUUGCUUUUGAAAUCAUAAAAUGGCCCCUUCUCUUCUCAUUGCAACUCUGAUCUUCCUGCAGUACUCUCUGAUAACAGAGGCUACGACAUGUCGUGACUGUUUCAUUCCGUCUCGUGCAGCGUACUAUCCAAAUUCUGAUGAACAAGGAACAGACAGAGGAGCUUGUGGAUUUGGUUCGUUUGGAGCAACGAUCAACGGCGGAGAUGUAUCCGCUGCGUCUAACCUAUACCGUGAUGGCGUUGGAUGUGGUUCUUGCUAUCAGGUGAAAUGCACCAACAGUAAUUAUUGCAGUGACAAAGGAGUAACUGUUGUCGUGACCGAUCAAGGCUCCAGUGAUAAUACCGACUUUAUUCUCAGCAGUCGAGCCUUCGGUCGGAUGGCUCAAACUGCAGAUGCAGCUGCAUUGCUAUUAUCACUCGGAAUAAUUGACGUUGAAUAUAGGCGUGUUUCAUGCAGCUAUCCUAACAGAAACAUAACAAUAAAAAUUGAUGAAAAUAGCAACUUUCCAUAUUACUUGGCUUUUGUCAUAUGGUAUCAACAAGGCCAGCAGGAUAUUACUGCUGUGCACCUAUGUGAGACUCAAAUUUCUGUGUGCAAGCUUUUGGAUCGGAGUUACGGAGCAGUAUGGACAACUACAUCGCCCCCAAGCGGUCCAUUGUCGCUGAGGAUGCUAUUCAGUAGUGAGGAUGGAGAUGAGACAUGGGUUGUUCCGGUCAACAACAUACCCCGCGACUGGAAAGCUGGCGAAACUUACGAUACGGGGGUUCAAGUGAAUGUAUAAUCAGUCCUGCAACUCACACAUCGCUCUAUAUAUAUAGUAUUAUAUGUAGCUAAUCAAAAUGUUUAAUUUGUUCAUUGUUUUAACAAGAAGGGAAUAUAGUUUAAAAAGAAAUGUAUGUUCAUGAAUGUAAUGAUUUCAUUUUUUACAAA